AUGGACACUGGCCACGUGCAGCCCAUCAAGCUGACUCAGGUCACCAAGGUACUGGGCUGGACCAGUUCUCAGGGCCAGUGCACCCAGGUGUGUGUGGAAUUCAUGGACAACACGAGCCGUUCCAUCAUCUGCAACAUGAAAGGCCCCAUGUGGGAGGAAGACAUGCUCAUCCUGCUCGAGUCAGAACAUGAAGACCGGAGGCUGCAGUGA
Molecule: messenger RNA, 210 nt
Organism: Dromiciops gliroides (monito del monte)
Lineage: Eukaryota; Metazoa; Chordata; Mammalia; Microbiotheria; Microbiotheriidae
Product: 40S ribosomal protein S28-like
Exons: 1
Coding region: 1-210 (69 amino acids)
Biological process (GO): ribosomal small subunit assembly; translation; maturation of SSU-rRNA
Cellular component (GO): cytosolic small ribosomal subunit; ribosome
Molecular function (GO): structural constituent of ribosome
Source: RefSeq, a predicted model, not a curated record